AUGCAGGAAGUGCGGAAAAACGCACUCUGGGAGUGCUCAAUGAAGACCAUUCUAUGUUUCCGUUGUGGGCAAACGGGACACUUUGCUAAUGAUUGUAAGGCUGGCCCUAAGUGUUACAAAUGUGGGGGUUUUGGGCACAUAUCCAGAGAAUGCAAGGGCAAAAAGGGUGAGGGGUCAAGCCAGGGUCCUGCUGAGGACAAGAAAGAGGAUGUGAAACCGAAGGCAAAUGCACGGGCCUUUACAAUGACUAGGGCUGAGGCGAAGACUGAUCCGAAUGUUGUUUCAGGUACAUUCCUUGUUAAUGAUGUUCCUGCUUCUGUGUUAUUUGACUCUGGGGCCAGUAGGAGUUUUGUGGCCCAUUCCUUUUGUGGUAAAUUGCCUAGAAUGCCUAGGAAGAUUGAGGAACCAUUUUGUGUUGAAACUGUUGUGGGUCGACCUACUAGUGUGACCGAUGCUUUAGAUGAUUGUUUUAUUGAUUUGGAAGGUCAUAGGUUCCCUGCUAGUCUGUUUAUCAUUACGUUGGGUGGUUUUGAUGUGGUAUUGAGAAUGGAUUAG
Helianthus annuus (common sunflower) is the source of this 555-nucleotide messenger RNA. RefSeq lists its product as uncharacterized. Gene Ontology annotation, cellular component: cytoplasm. The record is from RefSeq and is a predicted model, not a curated record. Gene Ontology annotation, biological process: proteolysis; positive regulation of cytoplasmic translation. The transcript has a single exon. NCBI's taxonomy places the organism in Eukaryota, Viridiplantae, Streptophyta, Magnoliopsida, Asterales, Asteraceae. Gene Ontology annotation, molecular function: mRNA binding; translation regulator activity; aspartic-type endopeptidase activity. The coding region runs from base 1 to 555 and encodes 184 amino acids.